UCACGAAAUGCAGGACACUGUGGAGACAGAGUGGUUGAGUUGUCAAAGGAAGAUACAGCUGGACGUGACUUUGUUGAAGUCCGUGCUUUUGAGAGUAAUGGCCUGUGUGUUCGAUACAACUUCAUCACAAGAGUUUAUUCUUCUACUGUCAAGAGAGAGUUAAAAGCUAUUGAGGAUGGAGAAGCACCAAUUCCACAUGUGGUGAUCAUGAACUCCUGCAUUUGGGAUUUAACACGCUGGGGAGCCAAGCAAGAAGAUCAAUACAAAAAGAAUAUGAUUGACCUGUUUCAACAUCUACGUUGUCUGCUACCAGAGGACACCCUUAUAAUAUGGCUCACAACUCUGCCGGUGUCCACAGGGAAAAUCAGAGGAGGUGUUAUGAUCAAGCAGUUGGAGUUUGUGCAGCACAGUAUGGAGUUCAUAGUAAUGGAGGCAAAUAAAUUUGCUCAGGAACUGUGCAUGGCAUUCGAUUUUAACUUACUUGAUCUGCAUUACUAUAUGCGGUUUCAACUUCAGAGGCGAACAAAGGAUGGCCUCCACUGGGAACCUCCAGCUGUGAGGAUGAUGACCAAUUUCAUUCUCUCACAUAUAGGUACCCAACUAACUCUGAGUUUUGGUGAAACCCUUCCUGGUAAUACCCAAGAUGUUCUUUUGAAAGAAGCAGUAUGCCUAGCAGAAGAGGCAAAAUCUUCUUCAGAAGACAAGCCUGAAAUUCAUUUGGAUCAAGAGAUAAAAGAAACAAUUUUGAAUGUUCAGAAGCAGACUGAUGCCUUCCAGAAGCUGGACAGGAACCUCAGAGGAAGAAGCAAAAUCACUGAGAGAGUCAAGUGUCAAGCCAGACGCUCCCUGAGAUGGGACAGUGACCACCCUGAGAAGUCAUCAGCACGAAAUAUGAAAAGGUAUAACUCUGUCUUUGACAGAGCACCUGUUAACAAGGGGAGUGAACACGUUAACAAAGCGGCCACAUAUUACAAUGAGCGCAUUACGAGGGGACUUAAUUGUCUGACAGGCAACUACAGCAUGCGUCGACCACCUUUACUUCCUAACAAUCCAUAUGAACAGCAAUAUUUCACAUAUGGUCAUGGGACAUCUUCCAAUUCCUCACAGUACAUGUUACCUCUGAGGCAUGACCAGCACACUAAUAUGGUGUCUCAUAUGCAGAACCAAUACAGUAAUAAGAUUUGGGUUAAUCCUGCUCAUCAAUUCAGUGAUUUGGUGCAAGGAUAUUCUCAAGCAGAAUACAACCACCAACAAAGAUUCCAAUUUCAAUACUCUUCCCAACAUCCUACAUAUCCACAGAUGAAUCCGAACCAGCAUUCUUCAUAUCCACCGUGGAACCACAAUCAGGAGAUUCCUUAUCAGCAUAACAGUGGCUACUUUUGAUUCCACCUGCUUCACAUCCCGUGCCAGUAGUGUAAUUUUGUUUGGAUUGAGUAAUUUUUUGGAGGAAUUCAUUUUGUAUUGGAAAAGUAUCAGCAAUUAAUAGACAAAUGUUCUGUUACCACCAGUAUACAGUGUUAAAAAUUACACAUAUUUUAUUAACUUUUCUUUUUUUAUAACUUGAUCACAUAAAAUAAGAUUGCAUUUCACCAGUACAUAAUAUCAAUAGACUUUCAUAAAGUUGAACCAUCUUAUAAAGAUAAAAUAUUUCUUUUAGUGAAAUGUAUGUAUCAUUUUGAGUUGAGAGUGGUUGCAUAGAUCUAUUCAAGAUAAAGGAUGAAUUGUCUGAAGGUUUCUGACUGUAAUUUGUAUGCCUCAUUGUAUAUAACAUAUUACGACAACUAUGUGUAAUAGAUGGCAAUAAGUUUA
Molecule: messenger RNA, 1809 nt
Organism: Penaeus vannamei (Pacific white shrimp)
Lineage: Eukaryota; Metazoa; Arthropoda; Malacostraca; Decapoda; Penaeidae
Source: RefSeq, a predicted model, not a curated record